Closterium sp. Naga37s-1 is the source of this 2331-nucleotide messenger RNA. The record is from the annotation of a GenBank genome assembly. NCBI's taxonomy places the organism in Eukaryota, Viridiplantae, Streptophyta, Zygnematophyceae, Desmidiales, Closteriaceae.
AUGGCCACGACACCGACCCAGGUGACGUGGCAGGAGAUGCAACGCAUGCUGACGUGUCUGCUGGAAGCAACGGAGGUGAUCCGAGUAGCCAAUAGUCGAAGGCAGCAGACCUCUGAUCUUGUAGACGAAGCGAUCCACGUGUCGUCCGCUCAUUGGGCCCGUCACGAGGCUCUAGUCGCAGCGCACACGCGGGUCGCCGCCCGGCGUGCUGAGCUGGACGAGCUGCGUGCUGACGUGGCGGGAGCCCAGCGUGAGGUGGAGGACAAGCGUGCGGAUGUGGAGAGGCGGAGAGCGGAGCUUAAGGAUGCGAGACACUCGUUAAGAGCUGCCUCGACAAGAUUAGUGGAGGCGGACCGGUUUCUGUCCCAGGAAGGUUCGAAGCAACAGCUGACAGUGAGAAGGCGGCUGGCCACUAGACGACGACGAAUGCUGGUCCAACUGGCGGGGAUCAUUCCCCUCUCCCCCUCCCCCUCCCCCUCUUCCUCCUCCCCCUCUUCCUCCUCCCCCUCCUCUCGUCCCUCCUCUACCCCCUCCUCCUCUUCUGUUUCUCCUCGGCCCUCCUCCUCCUCCUCCUCCGCCUCCUCUUCCUCCGCCCGCCCCUCCUCCGCCUCGUCCCCCACUCCGCCAACCGCAUUGAGACACGUGGCGAGCGCGGAUGGCAGCUGGGGGAGCGGUUGGGGCUUCUGGGGUAAAAAGGGAGGGGACGCGGGAGUGUCAGCGGCAGGGGCAGGGGCAGGGGAGGAAAGAAGAGGGGGAGGGGAGAAAGAUGAGGGGAAGAGGGUGCCUGAUAAUGGGGAGAGUGGGAACGAUGACGGGGAGAGUGAGAAAGAUAGGGGAGAGAGUAAGAAGAAAGGGAGGGUGUUUAGCGAUGGUAUGCUGAUGGAUAGAGGGAGAAGAAUGGAGGAGGCAGAGGGGGAAGGGAGGGAAGUAAAGGGGGAAGGGAGGGAGGCGAGGGAGGGGAAGGAGGAGGAGGAAGGGAAGAAGGGGAGCGGAGGGGAUGUGACUAUAGCGAACGACGAAAAGCCUGUUGUGAACUCCAGAGUGGGCGGCAGCAGGAACGAUGCGGGCGUGGAUGGGAGGAUAGUGGAUGUGACUAUAUUGGGGCUGCCACUGAUAACAGCACCUCGGCUACAGUCACUGUUCAGUGGUGGAGGGACAGGCAUGGACGAGGGAGCGAGGCAACGGCAUGACGCUGCUUUGGGCUUGACUGCUCAGAGUGGAGGCGCAGCUGAUGCACCUGCGGGGGGGAAGGGGGAUGGGGGUGGCGGUGGGGUGGCAGCAGGGGUGGGUGGCUCACAGUGCCUCAUGGUGGACCGGCACGGCACCCCCCUGCCAGAGUGGAGGCGCAGCUCAUUCUUCUGCUCCCUUUCCCUCUCUCCCAACCCCCUCACUCCCCCCCCCGUCCAGCUCGUUUCCUUCUGUGCGCGCUAUCUCCAUCUCCCCCUCCGCUACCCCAUCCUGCUCGCCGGUUCGCGCUGCCUCAUGGUGGACCGGCACCCGCCUGCCCGAGUGGAAACCCCUUUCCUCUCUCCCAACACCCCAACCCCCCCCACCCUCCAGCUUGUUUCCUUCUGUGCGCGCUACCUGCACCUGCCCCUGCGCUACCCCAUCCUGCUCGCCGGCUCUCGUUGCCUCAUGGUGGACCGGCACCCCCCUGCCCGAGUGGAAGCGCAGCUGAUACACCUGCAGGGGACGGGGGCAGGGGUGGGUGGUAUUGGGAGAGGGGUGGCAGCAAGGGGAGCAGGAGGCGGAGGGGGAGGGGGAGGGGGAGGCGGAGGCUUAGGGAGAGUUGGUUUCCCUCAGCAGAUUGAGCAGCAGCAGCAGCAGCAGCAGCAGCAGAAGCAGCGGCAGCAGCUGCUGUAUAGAUCUGCUAGUGACAUGAAACUUUUGCCCAGGAAUGGCAGCGCGGGGAGCAAGGGGAGUGGCUGGGAGAAAGGAGGGAGCAGUCGCAGGGGAGGCAGCAGGUGCAAUUCUCCUGAAAGAGGAGCUUCGGAAAGAGGUUCGGAAAGAGGUUCGGAAAGAGGAGCUUCCCCUGUGGGGGUUCUGGGGGGUAGGAGAGGCGUGAAUGGGGCGAGCGGUCUCGGUGAUGAGGGGUGGGAGGCGGUUGUGAGAGGUGCCAGCCAGAGCAACGGCAGUAGCAGUGGUGUUGGUAAUGCUGUAAUGGCAGGAGGAAUGGCAGGGGCAGGGGGGACGGCAGGGGCGGGGGGAAUGGGAGUGGAAGGGGCAGUGGAGGUUCAGCUGGCUCUGUACAUGGGUCAGUCACACGAUGCAGGGCGAUGCGCAUGUGCCAUGGUGCUGCUGGGGAAUGUGAGUGCUGAUGCUGGGGAAUGA